CGUGGGGUCUCCCCUGCUCGAUUGGGAAGAGGGAGACCAUUUCAGUUUGAGGACUCGGAACGUUUCGAGGGUGAUUCGUUGUGCAGUUGGAGCUCGGAGCCUGAAAGCCUGUGCAACAACUGGCGAGGAUGGAGAAGGCCGAAUCUACAGAACUCAUUCGGCAACCGUUCCGCGAAAAAGUCCGUUCAAGAGAAGACAGUAUCAACUCUAAGCGAGUUAGCAGCAAAGUGCGUCGCCUGCCACAUACCCUUCGAACUAGUGGAACAUGUCUACCCACCCGUUCCGGAGCAGCUGCAGCUGCAGAUCGCAUUCUGGAGCUUCCCGGACAGCGAAGAUGACAUCAGACUGUAUUCAUGUCUGGCGAACGGGUCAGCAGAUGAGUUCCAACGGGGCGAGCAUUUGUUUAGAGAUAGAGCUGUUAAGGAUGUACUACAGAUUGGUUUCCACUUAUCAGCCACAGUGUCAUUCAACAUGCCUCGAGCUCAGUUCAACGUGGCAGUGACGUUCGACAGACAGCGAAUAUCGUCAUGCAACUGCACUUGCUCGUCCACAGCGCACUGGUGCUCGCAUAUCGUCGCCGUGUGCCUCUACAGGAUACAUUUGCCAACACAAGUAUGUCUGCGAGCGCCUGUAUCAGAGUCCCUCCAAAGGCUCAGACGAGACCAGCUACAGAAGUUUGCACAAUACCUUAUAUCGGAGCUACCUCGACAAGUGCUACCCACGGCUCAACGUAUACUGGACGAGCUGCUGUCUGCGCAGCCGAACCAGAUUAACACGACCUGUGGAGCGCCGGAUCCGACCGCGGGGGCAUCAGCGUAUGAGUACACGUCGUGGUUCCUUGAUGAGAAGACCUUGCACAACAAUAUCAAUAAGAUUUUAGUCAAGUUCUGUGUUCCUGCUCCUAUAGUCUUUAGUGACGUAAACUACCUAAGCACAAGCGCGCCACCGGCCGCAGCGGAAUGGUCGUCCCUUCUCCGGCCCUUGCGAGGCCGAGAGCCCGAAGGCAUGUGGAACCUCUUGUCCAUAGUGCGAGAGAUGUUUAAACGGAGUGACAGAAAUGCUAUACCGCUUUUGGAGAUCAUCACUGAAGAGGUUAUGGCAUGUGAACAGAUAAUAGUGUGGUGGUACAGCACAAAAGCAGCGCUGGUGGCGUGGGGCGGCGGCGGCAAGCACGGUGGCAGCGGGAACUCCGCCGCGCAGCAUGCUUGUUCAUCUCUAUGCGAUGAGGUUGUGGUACUUUGGCGUCUGGCUGCCCUGAAUCCCGGUUUGGCGCCUCAUGAACGUGAUACUUUGCACGAGCAGUUCACUCAGUGGCACAUGAAAGUGUUAGAUAAGGUUGCCAAAAACCGCAACAACCACAUGGGAAGCUCAUCAUCCCACACCCGCCACACGAGGACCCACUCGCACCCCCCCUACAUCAACGGGAUAUCAGAGAACGAAGUGUUCCCUGGCUUCCAGCCCGCUAUGGAGGCCUGCUAUCUGGAAUGGGAUGACUACCAGAUACCCGGAGUGACUUAUACUAAGGACCUGAACCCGCUGUAUCACAGUCCGUUCACUAUAUUCAGACAUGCUGAAAAACAGGCUGAUGUGCAUCAGGUGAAUUCAUCAAAAGCAGUAUUAAACAACGAGAUGUCUUUGAGCUAUCGCCUCACCAACCCAGACCCUCACCGCACUUUGGUGCAUCGGACAAGAAUUAAUGUGGACUUGGCCAUCCCAGGACCUUCAGGGCAACAACCUUGUGGUUCGGGCGAGGGCAGCAAUGAGCAACCAGGGCCCAGUGAUGGGAACCAUUCUAGUGUUUCAUCUGAAGGUUUCUGCGAGAACGAGGAGGAGAUCCUCGUAGCGAGCGGCAUCGACACCGACUCCCAGGAGUCCAGCUCGCCCGCCGUGUCGUCGGACGACGCGGCGCGGCGCGUGUCCAACGACGAGUCCGUGUCGGACGACGACUGCAACCUGUACUUCUACGACGCGGCGGCCGCCCGGCGCGCCGUGGCCGGCGAGGGCACCAGCGGCACGGCCGUGCAGUGCUCCGGCUCGGCGCCGCCGGGCUGGGAGUGCGGCUGGGAAGUGUCUUUCGCGCGCGCCGAGGGCCUGCAGGCGCACGGCCACGCGCGCGACGCCUGCGCGCUGGGCGCGCGCCUGGCGAGGGAGCUGCUCGCGCGCCCGCCGGCGUUGGGCUCAAGCACGAGCGGCACCAACAGCCACGACAUGAGAAAAGCGCGGCGCCGCCACAUGCCGUCCCCGCGGCUGUGCGCGGCCAGCCACAGGCUGUCUUGUCUCGCGUCGGCAACGUUGGCUAAAUGCGCCUUCUUAUGCACCGUUCUAGCAGAAUUCAGCGAGCACCACGAACUAGCUUUCCGCGUAGGUCUGUUCGCACUUGAAAUGGCGCGACCUCCAGCAAGCACGAAAGCCCUAGAAGUCAAACUCAACAACCAAGAGACCGAGCUAGUGGCGCUGUUGAAGAAACUCCCUACUGGGCCUGAACAGCUAGCUUUAGCUAGGGAAAAGGCUGAGCAACUCCGUGACGGCAUGCUGAGAAAUAGAGGGCCCGCUCUACUACCUAUCGCGUUAGCAAGUUUCCUGUUCGACGUCCUAGUUUUAUCUGCGACUGACAAGGAAAACAAGCACCCAGCGAGACAACCUUCAGACGAAGCUUUAGGCUUCGAGGCAGCAGUGGCUGCUCUGGGUCUAAAGGCGAACGUAUCUGAGGCAGAACACCCUUUACUAUGCGAGGGCACGAGACGCCAACGCGGGGAACUGGCUUUAACCCUGCUGGCUUUCUAUAAGGAUGACUCGGUCAAGUUGGCCAGGAUCAUGAACAAGCUCCUGGACCGCGACAUUCACCAGCUGACGAAGGGCCCCAUGGUGAGCGUGUACUACACCAACAACCCGCGCCUGGCCGCCUACCGCGACCAGCACCCGCACCCGCACCCGCAUCCGCAUCCGCACCCGCAUCCGGCCGCGCCCGCGCCCGCGCCGCCGCCGCCGCAGGUGCAGUGCCAGCUGGUCGCCGAAAUGGAGCGCCUGGUCGUGUCGGAGGGCGGCGCCAGCCCGCCCGCGCACCCGCCGCCGCACCAGCAACCGCCGCACCAGACGCUCGCCCGCCCGAAGGACUCGAGAUACAAAGGCAAAAGGCUGUACCCGUCAGUGCCUAACCAGCCCUCGGAGGCGUCAGCACACUUCAUGUUUGAAUUGGCCAAGUCUGUGCUCUUCAAGGCUGGAGGCUCGUCCUCUACCAGCCUCUUCACCCAGACCUCCUGUGCCAGAGAACACCACGGGCCUCACAGAGGUUUGCACAUGGCGGCGUUCCAACUCGGGCUGUACGCGCUGGGGCUUCACAACUGCGUGAGCGCCAACUGGCUGAGCCGCACCUACUCCUCGCACGUCAGCUGGAUCACAGGUCAAGCCAUGGACAUCGGAGCUCCUGCGAUUCUGUUCUUGAUUGACGCUUGGGAGGGACACUUGACGCCACCCGAAGCAGCGGGUAUUGCCGAUAAGGCAUCGUCGGGCCGCGACGUGCACACAGUCCGCGCCGCAGCGGAGCUGGCUCUGUCCGUGUUGCCGCACGCACACGCGCUCAACUACAACGAGAUACAGCGCGCCGUGUUGCAGUGUAAAGAACAGAGCGACGCCAUGUUGGAACGGGCGUGCUUGACCGUUGAGGCGGCUGCUAAAGGCGGCGGAGUCUACCCCGAAGUUCUGUACACCGUAGCCCGCUACUGGCACGAGCUGUACCUCCGGCAAGCGAACGAAGACACCGAGCCGUUACUGGAGGAGCCGCAGUACCGCGCCGUGCCGCCCGUGCACGUGCCCGUGCCUUACCCGCUGCCCUACCCCUUCACCUACCACCCCUAUCCGCCCAUCUACCAGCUGCAGUACGGCGGCGCGCCCCCGCCGCACGCCGUGAGCGGGCAGUACGCGCUGCCCCCGUACUUCGUGCGCGGCCUCGUGCCGCACGCGCCGCUCGCGCCGCUGCCCGCGCAGCUGCCGGCGCAGCUCCCGCCGCACGCGCCGCACCCGCCGCACCAGCCGCACCAGCCGCACCAGCCGCACGGGCAGCACGCGCAGCUACCGCAGCACCCGCCGCCGCUGCCGGUGAACGUCAGCCACGGCGCACCUAUCCCCCCUCCGCUGCCCUCAAUACCCGGCGUAGCAAGUGUCGGCUCCGUAGCCGGUCACGGCGGCGUCGGCGUAGCGGCGCCUUUACCCGCGCCCGUAGCACCGCCGCUCCCGCAGGCGCAGCUACGACGUCUGCUCGCCGCCUACCGCGUCGGCAUGCUGGCGUUGGAGACGCAGGCGAGGCGAGUGCAUGACGAUCGUCCGCAGAACAAGUUCGGCAGGAACCCACCUUACGGCGAGCACGUGAAAUGGCUCCUCCGUAUCUCGAAACGCCUCGGCGCACAAUACCUGCACCAGUUCUGCGUGUGCGCGGUGAACUCCGUGGUGUCCCCGUUCGUGCUGUACGAGCUGUGCGUGGAGUCGGCGCACUGGCUGGCGCGCGGCGGGCCGCACCACCUGCUCAUGCAGCACCUGCGCGGCACGCUGGCGCCGCUCGUGCAGAAGUGUCAGCAGAUGUACAUCCAGUGCAUACACCAGAAGCUGUACCACCUGACGCCGGUGGAGUACGAGGAGUUCGUCAGCAUCGUGCUGUCGGCGCGCACCGCCUUCCAGCUCACGCCCGAGGGCAACACGCAGUUCAAGGAGUGGCUCGCCUCGCUGAGGAGAUCCAAAUCGUGCAAGAAGGACCUCUGGACCCAACUGAACGCCGCUCUCCAGACGAACGGCAAAUGA
Molecule: messenger RNA, 4791 nt
Organism: Cydia pomonella (codling moth)
Lineage: Eukaryota; Metazoa; Arthropoda; Insecta; Lepidoptera; Tortricidae
Product: zinc finger SWIM domain-containing protein 8 homolog
Exons: 28
Cellular component (GO): Cul2-RING ubiquitin ligase complex
Molecular function (GO): zinc ion binding
Source: RefSeq, a predicted model, not a curated record